AUGGUUAGAACCCUGCGACAAUCACUGCGCUUGUCUCAGUCCUUGGCAAGCAGUGCUACCGCUGGUCUGGAUGUGUGGGGGGGAGCUGCGUCUGUCGCCGAAGACGUGCGCUCUGCAGAAGCGUGGCAGAGCAGGGUCGAGACGGUCGAGUGGUUUUGCGAUCAGUUCAAAGAUUUGCUGAUUGCAAACCCAAAGUUGUUUGAGUUUAUGUCGCCAUUGCUGGUUGUCGACGAUCAACUGUGGGAGGCAGGGUUAGAGGAAGCCAGACAUGCCUUGGCAUUGCAAACAACAUCAUCUCCUGACAAGGACCCUGAUCCAUCGGCAGUCCAGCGAAUCAACAAGCGGCUAAGAAUUUUCAUGUCAUUCCUUCGAGAACAUGGUAAGGAAAUCAGAAUGUGUCCAGAAAGCUUGGCAGCGCUACCGAACCCCUUCAAUGAUGCCACUCCAAAGCGGCAGUGGGAAUCCGCUUGCUAUCAGUGCAGGCAGCUGUGGCGCUCUGCGCAGCAUUCUACAGCUCUCCCUGAGACACCUUCUUCCGAUGUGUGGGGCGGUUCUGAGAUUGUAGUUCGAUUUGCGGUGACAGGCGAACAGCUUUUGCUGCUGAGGGUCCCAAGUGAGGAACAGAGCUUGCUUGACUUGGUCAGAUCAGCAGUGAGCUCUGCUGGAUGGUGCCACCGCUUCUGUGUGGUUGCGAGUGCAUCUGGCCACUUGAUUUCGGAACAUUGCACAUGGCAGAGCGCCGGCGUGCCAAGCGGUGUAGAUGUUAUUCUACUACCGCUGACACGGGAGUUCACACAGCAGAUGUUUGAAGCCGUCGGAAGUGGUCGGGCGCGCGCUGUCAAGAACUUUCUUCAGCAAGGGCAAGACCCCAACAGCCGGUCAGAUGGCGUUCCGGUCUUGAUCGCUGCCAUCAAUUCGAUGAGCGCCGAAGAAGAGCUUGUGACUUUGCUGGUUGAUGGUGGCGCAGACCCAGAUGCCUGCGAUGACAGGCAGGUUCCGGCAUUGCAUUAUGCCAUGUUGAGCUGCAGGCCUGCCCUUGUGAACAAGCUUCUGAAUAGCAAGGCUAACCCACACGUACGAGAUCAUCGCCUCAACACUGCCCUGCACACUGCCGAGUUUUCGCGGCUGGAGAGCGUGCAGAGUCUGCUGGCGCACAGGGCUGACCCAUUGGCGGAGAACGUUGACGGUGACACACCCUUUUCUCUGCGCAAGCGUAGCGCUGACAUCAAUGCUUGCAUCAUGGAAAAAGCUUGGGGCCGUCUCACUAUGCAGCACAUUCUUGUCAAGUGCUUGGGAGACCUCUCUCAGUGUUGCGCUUUGCAACAGCUACAACUUACAUGCGUGACCAUCCACAAGCAAUACACCAGCCUCAGCAUAGAGUAUGCGCAGGGAAGCUCGUCAGAGGUCGAUCAACCAGAUCAAGGCCUUGCUGAUGCACAGAUUGAUGCUGUAG
Durusdinium trenchii is the source of this 1453-nucleotide messenger RNA. The record is from the annotation of a GenBank genome assembly. Lineage: Eukaryota; Dinophyceae; Suessiales; Symbiodiniaceae.